This is a messenger RNA of Penicillium lagena, 1722 nucleotides long. RefSeq lists its product as uncharacterized. Lineage: Eukaryota; Fungi; Ascomycota; Eurotiomycetes; Eurotiales; Aspergillaceae. The transcript is spliced from 9 exons. Gene Ontology annotation, molecular function: carbohydrate:proton symporter activity. The coding region runs from base 1 to 1722 and encodes 573 amino acids. Gene Ontology annotation, cellular component: membrane. The record is from RefSeq and is a predicted model, not a curated record. Gene Ontology annotation, biological process: carbohydrate transport; transmembrane transport.
AUGGGCCUUCAUGUUGGCGGAGAGACGGCCAUCUCGGCCAAGCGUGCUGAGUUGGCGGGCAAGGGUGGUAUCCAGGGUCUGCUCAGUAACAAGAAGACCUCCGCCAUCGGAUUGUUCGCUUCACUGGGAGGUCUGGUGUACGGAUAUAACCAGGGAAUGUUCUCCCAGAUCUUGACGAUGCACUCUUUUAGUGAUGCUACCCAACAAUUCGCCGCGACUACGGGUAUUAAACAGGGUCUAUUGACUUCUAUCCUCGAGCUCGGUGCCUGGGUGGGAACGCUGUUCAACGGAUACCUGGCUGAUGCGCUGGGUCGUCGGCUCACGGUCGUGGUUGCUGCGGUGGUUUUCUGCAUUGGUGUCAUUGUCCAGGCUUGCACCCAGAAUGCCAAUUACGUCUUCGGAGGUCGAUUCGUCACCGGUCUGGGAGUUGGAAGUUUGAGUAUGGUCGUUCCACUGUACAAUGCCGAGCUGGCACCUCCAGAGAUUCGUGGCUCGCUGGUCGCUGUGCAGCAGCUUGCUAUCACUUUUGGAAUCAUGAUCAGCUUUUGGAUUGGUUAUGGAACGAACUACAUCGGCGGCACGGGCGCCAACCAGGCGGACGCUGCGUGGCUCAUUCCUGUCUGCAUUCAAAUCCUCCCUGCUAUCGUCCUGGGAGUUGGUAUUGUACUCUUUAUGCCUCAAUCUCCACGCCAUUUGAUGAACACUGGCCGCGAGGAGGAGUGCCUAAAAACUCUAGCUCGCCUCCGCAGCGCGUCCACCGAUGAUCUUCUGGUCCGCAUCGAGUUCCUGGAAAUCAAGAGUCUUUACCUGUUUGAGAAGGAGACUUCCGAGAAGAAAUACCCUGAUUGGCAGGACGGCUCGUUUUCCAGCCGAUUCAAGAUCGGCGCUUCCGAAUAUCUCUCACUUGUCACCAACCCUUCUCUGUUUAAGCGAACUGCCGUUGCUUGUCUGAUUAUGACUUUCCAGCAAUGGAAUGGAAUCAACGCAAUCAACUACUAUGCGCCGUUCAUCUUCCAGAAUAUGCACCUGCCGGGCAACACUAUCACCCUGUUGGCCACGGGUGUUGUUGGUAUUUUCGAAUUCGUUUUCACCAUUCCAGCCGUGCUGUGGGUCGAUAAGAUUGGCCGCAAGAAGAUUCUGAUUGCUGGAGCCAUUGGUAUGGCCUCGUGCCAUUUUAUUGUUGCUGGUAUCCUGGGUGGCUUCAACCACAAAUUCGACGAGCACCGUGCGGCCGGCUGGGCCGGUAUCGUGUUUGUGUGGAUUUUCGUGAUCAACUUUGCCUAUUCAUGGGGUCCCGUGGCAUGGAUUGUCGUUUCGGAAGUUUUCCCUCUUUCCAUGCGUGCUAAGGGUGUCAGUCUUGGUGGCAGCAGCAACUGGCUCAACAACUUCGCCGUCGGCCUGUCCACUUCCCCGUUCGUCAAGACGAGCCCAAUUGGCGCUUUUAUUUUCUUCGGCUGUAUCACCACCAUCGGCGUGGCCUACGUGUAUUUCCUGGUCCCCGAAACCAAGGGCCGUACCCUGGAGGAGAUGGACGAGCUUUUCGGAAGUACUGGUAUUGCCCAGGACGAUGCGCUCCGCAAGGCACGCAUCGAAAGAGAGAUUGGCCUGCUUGCUCUGCUGGGUGUCGAGCACGCCUCCGACGACAAGCUCGUUGUGGCCGAGACCGCUGCCCACAAGGAGGAGAUCAAUGAGGAGACGACAGAGCCCAAGACCGAGCUUUGA